Pipistrellus nathusii (Nathusius's pipistrelle) is the source of this 1224-nucleotide messenger RNA. The record is from the annotation of a GenBank genome assembly. Lineage: Eukaryota; Metazoa; Chordata; Mammalia; Chiroptera; Vespertilionidae.
AUGGCGACUUCCGGCGCUCUGUUUCCAAGCCUGGUGCCAGGCUCCCGUGGGUCAUCCAACAAGUAUUUGGUGGAGUUUCGGGCAGGAAAAAUGUCAUUAAAAGGAACAACUGUCACCCCAGACAAAAGAAAAGGUCUGGUGUACAUUCAGCAGACGGAUGACUCCCUCAUUCACUUCUGCUGGAAAGACAGGACGUCUGGGAAUGUGGAGGACGAUUUGAUCAUCUUCCCUGACGACUGUGAGUUCAAGCGCGUGCCGCAGUGCCCCAGCGGGAGGGUCUACGUGCUCAAGUUCAAGGCAGGGUCCAAACGGCUCUUCUUCUGGAUGCAGGAGCCUAAGACGGACCAGGACGAGGAGCACUGCCGGAAAGUCAACGAGUACCUGAACAACCCGCCGAUGCCGGGAGCACUGGGGGCGAGCGGGAGUGGAGGCCACGAGCUGUCUGCACUGGGCGGCGAGGGCGGCCUGCAGAGCCUGCUGGGGAACAUGAGCCACAGCCAGCUCAUGCAGCUCAUCGGACCGGCCGGCCUCGGAGGACUGGGUGGGCUGGGGGCCCUGACUGGGCCAGGCCUGGCCAGUUUACUGGGGAGUGGAGGGCCUCCGGCGAGCAGCUCCUCAUCCAGCUCCCGGAGCCAGUCCGCAGCGGUGACGCCAUCCUCCACCACCUCUUCUGCCCGCGCCACCCCAGCCCCUUCUGCUCCAGCAGCUGCCUCGGUGUCCAGCCCGAGCCCCACGCCCAAUCCAGGUAAUGGAACCAGCUCGGCAGCCAGCCCAACCCAGCCCAUCCAGCUGAGCGACCUCCAGAGCAUUCUAGCCACUAUGAACGUGCCGGCCGGGCCAGGAGGCAGCCAGCAAGUUGACCUGGCCAGUGUCUUGACACCCGAGAUCAUGGCACCAAUCCUCGCCAACGCGGACGUCCAGGAGCGCCUGCUUCCCUACCUGCCCUCUGGGGAGUCGCUGCCACAGACCGCAGAGGAGAUCCAGAACACACUGACCUCCCCUCAGUUCCAGCAGGCCCUGGGCAUGUUCAGUGCGGCCUUGGCCUCAGGACAGCUCGGCCCCCUCAUGUGCCAGUUUGGCCUGCCUGCAGAGGCCGUGGAGGCCGCCAACAAGGGUGACGUGGAAGCCUUUGCCAAAGCGAUGCAGAACAGUGCCAGACCGGAGCAGAAGGAGGGCGAUGGGAAGGACAAGAAGGACGAAGAGGAGGACAUGAGCUUAGAUUAA